AUGCGAUGCGCGAGCAAGGUCGCCGAGAGCGCGCCCGCACGUCUCUGUGCGGACGCCGAAGCAGAAACCACAGCAACUGAUGUCUCAUCGGUUGCUGAAGCGACCCAGCCUGUGUCACUUGGUGAUGCAGGCGCUGGUCAUGAAGACACUCAUGUCUUCACAGAGUACGAGCUCGGUGUCUCGUACUCUCCUGAUACUGAAGACGGAUCCGUAUCGACGGCGAUUGAAUCCAAGCCGCCUGCCAAGUGUGGCAUGGAUGAUGCUAUGUGUCGCAGCAUCUUUGGUUCAUUUGAUGAAUCAGAUCAACCCUCGCCAAAGCGAAGGCGCUCGAGAUCGCAAGACUUGGGCGCUCACAGUGGUGAAGAGCGGGACCGCAACGUGUUGCGUCUCGCUCCCGAAAAGAAGACAAGUCUGCCUUCAAAAUCCGUCACGGAUGACUUGUCGGCGACGACGAGUGAUCGUUAUCGAACACGAUUGUUCGAUUCGUCAAGGAUCCAUCACCGUGACCCCAGUGCGAAAAACUAUCGCGCUGAGCAUGAGUUCUUCAUCGAUGCUUUCUUUAAACAUCGAUGGUACAGUGGGAAUCACAAACGUAAUGGUCCCUCACUGCUUCAAGCGUGGAACGCUUACAUCCAUAACCUUGAGGAUGUAGGUCGUGACGUUUGGAACGACAAACUGAUCAAAGCUCGUGAUAAGUUUGAAAAGCGAACCCCGACAGGUGCACGCUAUAAGCUGCAUCGUAUGUCUAGGGAGAGUGGGUUACCCUGUCUCUCCUGGGGAGACUCGUGCCCUUGUUGUGUGAACAACUCUGCGCGCGCACCUAUGGAGGCUUGCCUUCUAAAUAGCCCGUGGUGGCGCGUACGUAUCUCUACUGAGAUGUACGAAGGGAUUGACAACCUGAAAUCCCUUUGCGACCGUGCCGGGAAGACUUUCUCCGGCGGUCCUUCUGCGGCACAGGAUGUGCCGCGUCGUACUGCUCAACCAGACCCAGUACGUCGAUCAUCAGUUGGGAGCGGGGCUCCCAAGUAUCCCAGGACGGGGGAUAGCCGCGCCACUGGACGAGAUAACUCGUCCGACGUCCGUUCACGUCGCGGUGGUUAA
Molecule: messenger RNA, 1101 nt
Organism: Peronospora matthiolae
Lineage: Eukaryota; Oomycota; Peronosporomycetes; Peronosporales; Peronosporaceae
Source: the annotation of a GenBank genome assembly